UCAUCACUCACUCCGCCCGCGCUCGCGUCCUGGCUGGCGAGGGAGAGCCGAGCCGAGGCGUGGUGAGGGCGCCCGCGGCGGCUGCUUGCUUUUGUUGCCUUGCUCCCGCUCCAAUUUAUGGCGAUUUAAUGCCACCAGCGAGGUGUUGGGCGCAUCAAUGGCGUCGCCUCCCGCAUCCAAAUCUCGCUCCCCCUAGUCUCAGCUACUACCUUCGUCUUGCUCAUUCCUCCUCCUCGACCCCUUGCUGUCGUUGCUUCUUUUCGUUCUCCUUCUCUUCCUCCUCCCUGCCCCCAACAAGCCCACACCUUCUCGGGUUCCUUGGCGCGCCGCCCAAGAAAUGCCGUUCUCGUUUUUCGAUUUUCCACACCAGUACUACUGCUAGUCUUGUCUCCGAGUGUUGACAUUACACAUCUCUGCUCGCUCGAGCCGGUCUGGCCCGCCAUUAGUUCCCCACCUCUCUCCCAGCAGCUGCUGCUGAAACGGCUAGCUGGCCAGGCACGAAAUCGGAGCAUUCCAAUUCAAAUCCCGCUUCUUGCUUGGUAAAAGCCGAGAUUUUUCUUUGUAAAUAUUUUUCCAGGCCGUUCUAGAAUUUCAGCUGGUUGCGGGGGGAGGACAAAUCUUUGAUUGAGUGCUCAGUCGAGGAGGGAGGCAUGGUGGCGGAGCCGCUGGUCCACAAGGUGCUCUCCAUGGCGACCUCGUCGUCCUCGUCCAAGAAGGUGCGCCCGGCCGCGGCGGCGGCGAGCGCCAAGGGCGGCGCCGCCGCGGCAGCCGGCGCGGAGGACGGCAGGGUGGGCAUCCUGUCGUUCGAGGUCGCCAACGCCAUGUCCCGCGCCGCCAACCUCUACCGCUCGCUCUCCGACGCCGAGGCGGCGCGCCUGCUCGGACCGCUCUGCCUCGGCUCCCACGCCGUGCGCGCGCUCGUCCCGGGCGACGACGCGCGCCUCCUUGCGCUCGCGCUCGCCGAGAAGCUCGACGCACUCAACCGCGUCGCCGCCGUCGCCGCGCGCCUCGGCCGCCGAUGCACCGUCCCGGCGCUCAUGGGCUUCGCCCACGUCUACGCCGACCUCCUCGCCGGCCGCUCCGGCGCGGACGCUUUCGCCGCCGCCUCCCCCUCCGAGGCCGCCUCGCUCGUGCGCAAGCUCGACCGUCUCGCCGCCGCCACCGCCGCGCUCUACGCCGAGCUCGAGGCGCUCACCGAGCUCGAGCAGUCGGCGAGGAAGCUCCCCACCGACGAGGCCCGCCGCGCGCUCGAGCAGCGCACGCGGUGGCGCCGCCACGACGUGCGCCGCCUCAGGGACUCGUCGCUCUGGAACUGGACCUACGACAAGGCCGUGCUCCUGCUCGCGCGCGCCGUCUGCGCCAUCUACGACCGCAUCCGCCUUGUCUUCGGCGACCCCAUGCUGGGGAUCGACCUGUUGGCAGCCACCCGGGAGCCAGGGCAAUGUGACCAAAGCCGGCAACUCUCCGGUCCAGUGACGGCAAAUUCAGGUCCUAUCCAGAAAAAUCUCAAUUACAGCAAGUCAGGGCCGAUUUCAAGAGUUGAUCCAGACAUGCCGCGGUUGGUGAAUUUUCGGUCGAAUUGCGGAGCGAGCCCGGGGAAGAUGUUCAUGGAGUGCUUGAGCUUGAGUAGCUCGGUGUCGUGGAAGGAUGGGUUCGAGGAUGAGUUCUUGGAAGAUUCCAGCUGCAUUAGCACAAUCAGAUCGGGGAUGCUUGUACCGUUCAGUGGCGAGCAGGGGGAAUCCACAACUCCAACCAAGAGUGGAAAGAUUGGCAGAAGGGUGCGGUUUGGCCCGAAGAGUACCGUGACAUCACUUGCGCCACCGUCUACAAUUGGAGGCUCGGCGUUGGCAUUGCAUUAUGCAAACAUCAUCAUCAUCAUUGAGAAGUUGCUCCGGUACCCACAUCUUGUUGGCGAGGAGGCCCGUGACGAUCUCUACCAGAUGCUGCCGUCAAGUUUGAAGGUGGCAUUGAGGAAGAAUCUGAAAACAUAUGUGAAGAAUGUGGCGAUAUAUGAUGCGUUCCUCGCUCAUGAUUGGAGAGAGACGCUUGAGAAGACGCUGGCUUGGCUUGCUCCAAUGGCACACAACAUGAUCCGGUGGCAGGCUGAGAGGAACUUUGAGCAGCAGCAGAUUGUGUUGAAGGGGAAUGUACUGCUAUUGCAGACACUUUAUUUUGCCGAUCGGGAGAAGACGGAGGCAGUAAUCUGCGAGCUGCUUGUUGGGCUAAAUUACAUCUGCCGGUACGAGCAACAACAGAACGCUCUGCUUGACUGCUCAAGUAGUCUUGACUUUGAUGAUUGUGUGGAGUGGCAACUUCAGUAGAGCCAAGCUGAGGUCAGGUUUCUGCUCUGUUCCAUAGUGUACAAGUGACAUGAAACGGCAAAGGGUACUUGUAUUUUGGUUUUGUUUGUUUCUCUUUCCUUUUUUUCACUUUGUUUUUGGUGCAAUUUUGCACAUGAGAUCAUCAAUUCUUAGAUGAAUAUAGAGCUUUCUCGACUGGAAAGAUCCUCAUUCCUGCUCCGGCUGUACAUACUAUUGUUGAAUCCUUGUGUCAAGCAACCUGAAAAGAGGUUUCUUA
Molecule: messenger RNA, 2577 nt
Organism: Setaria italica (foxtail millet)
Lineage: Eukaryota; Viridiplantae; Streptophyta; Magnoliopsida; Poales; Poaceae
Exons: 1
Coding region: 651-2321 (556 amino acids)
Biological process (GO): positive regulation of growth
Source: RefSeq, a predicted model, not a curated record